CAAUAAUAAAUACAUAUUUAAAUAGCUACGAUAAUCGUUUGGCUGCAGACCGCUUGCUGGACCGCCCGGGCGGAGCGGAGCAGGUGAUGUUAUCAUCGCCCGUGCACCACCAGCCUCUCCCGUAUCACCGCCUAUCCCAGCUUCAUCGUUUCUCUCUGCACUGCACACCACAUCUUCACUUUGUCCCCCCAUAAUUAAACCUCUCCCACCGGCUUUCCCACACAAGGUUGACAGUUGGUCAGGCGCUGGUGCUUUCCAUCCUCUAGUACAGGCUGUCUUGUCUUUCUGCAUUUUCCGAUUCUCACACACAUUUCCUCCCCGACAAACCAUGGCGUCAAGAAAGAAGGUCUUGCUGAAGGUCAUUAUCCUCGGCGACAGCGGUGUUGGAAAGACCAGUUUGAUGAAUCAAUAUGUCAACAAGAAAUUCAGUGCGAGCUACAAGGCGACGAUCGGUGCCGACUUCCUUACGAAGGAGGUGCUGGUGGAUGAUCGUCUGGUGACCAUGCAGAUCUGGGAUACUGCCGGUCAGGAAAGGUUUCAGUCGCUGGGUGUCGCAUUCUACCGAGGAGCUGAUUGCUGCGUUCUGGUUUACGAUGUCAACAACUCGAAGAGUUUCGAGGCGCUGGAUAGCUGGCGCGAUGAAUUCCUCAUUCAGGCUGCCCCGAGAGAUCCAGAGAGCUUCCCAUUCGUGGUAUUGGGAAACAAGAUUGAUGUCGAGGAGAGCAAACGGAUGAUUACGCCGAAACGCGCCAUGACUUACUGUCAAUCGAGGGGCAAUAUCCCGUACUUUGAGACUAGUGCUAAGGAGGCAGUGAACGUGGAGCAGGCUUUCGAAGUGAUCGCUCGUAGCGCGCUGGCUCAGGAGGAUGCUGAGGAGUUCAACGGCGCAGAUUUCAAUGACCCCAUCAACAUCCAGCUUGAAAACGACCGGGACAGCUGCGCCUGCUGAUGCGCCAACCGGGUUGUGAUUGCUUUCCGUUGCACGUCUGGAUCUGAAUACCUCUGAUGUCUAUUUCCGCGUCGAUCCAUCUCCUUUAGCAUUGCACGUCCAUGAAAAUCCGAGUUUCGGGAGGUACAGUCGGCCUAAUGAUAAUACGACCGCUUUA
Molecule: messenger RNA, 1106 nt
Organism: Paecilomyces variotii
Lineage: Eukaryota; Fungi; Ascomycota; Eurotiomycetes; Eurotiales; Thermoascaceae
Product: putative rab small monomeric GTPase Rab7
Exons: 6
Coding region: 329-949 (206 amino acids)
Biological process (GO): regulation of vacuole fusion, non-autophagic
Cellular component (GO): late endosome; phagocytic vesicle; fungal-type vacuole membrane
Molecular function (GO): GTPase activity; GTP binding
Source: RefSeq, a predicted model, not a curated record